Molecule: messenger RNA, 2136 nt
Organism: Cyprinodon variegatus (sheepshead minnow)
Lineage: Eukaryota; Metazoa; Chordata; Actinopteri; Cyprinodontiformes; Cyprinodontidae
Gene: lhcgr
Product: lutropin-choriogonadotropic hormone receptor-like
Exons: 11
Coding region: 1-2136 (711 amino acids)
Biological process (GO): ovarian follicle development; male gonad development; phospholipase C-activating G protein-coupled receptor signaling pathway
Cellular component (GO): membrane
Molecular function (GO): luteinizing hormone receptor activity; thyroid-stimulating hormone receptor activity
Source: RefSeq, a predicted model, not a curated record
AUGUGGGUGCCGCUCCCCGUUUAUCUACUCCUGUUGGGCCCGUUCUUUUAUGGCUGCUCAUGUUUCCUGUGCCCGAGGAUCUGCCGAUGCUCCACCCAGACAAUCAGAUGUAUGGAUCCAGCAGAUGCAGAGAAGGAUCAAUGGAACAAAAGACUGUUUCUUUAUCACCUUUCUUUUAAAACUAUAUCGAGCCAUUCUUUUGAGGAUUUGAGAGGAGUUCGGAGGAUUGAGAUUGCCCAAAGUGUAACCCUGGAAAGCAUCAAGGAACUAGCAUUUAGCAACCUUCUAAACCUCUCUGAGAUUUCAAUCCAGAAUGCCAGGAGUCUCAGACACAUCGACAGAAGAGCCUUUAACAAUCUUCCAAAUCUUCACUAUUUGAGCAUCUCAAACACUGGAAUAACAGUCUUCCCAGACGUUACAUCAAUCGGUUCUCUCAAAUCAGACUUCAUUCUGGAAAUAUGUGACAACCUUCAUCUACUGGAAUUGCCUCCAAAUUCUUUUCUUGGAAUGACUGAGGGAUAUGUUGCAUUGAACCUCUACAACAAUGGUAUCAGAGGGAUACACAACCACGCCUUCAAUGGGACAAAGAUAGAUAAGCUGUUAUUAAAGAAUAAUCGUCACCUUAAAGUGAUCCACAGUGAUGCUUUCCAAGGAGCCACUGGUCCUGGAGUCUUGGAUGUUUCUGCAACAGCUCUUACAAAGUUACCUGCUCACGGACUGGAUGCUGUUCUGGUGCUGUCUGCUCAGUCAGCAUAUGGUUUGAAAAGCUUGCCUCCCCUGAAGGGUCUGAGCAGCCUUCGAGAGGCCCAUCUCACCUAUAAUAGCCACUGUUGUGCCCUUCUGAGCUGGAGCACUCACAGGGACUCUUCAGCUAACCAUCCAUGGGAUAACAUAUCUACAUCAUGCAAAAAGGGGAAUCCAUCAGCAAGAUGCCAGGUUGCUCUCAGAGGCACAGAUGGAACACCUUCACUGGGGAGCUUGUCUUAUUUUUCUGAAGCUGACCAGGAUGACACCUUCCAAGAUCUGGACUUCCACUAUCUGGAGCUGGGCUUCUAUCGCUCACACCCAAUAAUCUGCACGCCGGAGGAAGAUGCUUUCAAUCCCUGUGAGGAUCUCUCCGGUUUUAGUUUCCUCAGAGUUGCUAUUUGGUUCAUCAACAUCCUCGCUAUCACAGGAAACCUGAUGGUGCUUCUGGUUUUCUUUACCAGCCGGACCAAGCUGACCGUCCCUCGCUUCCUCAUGUGCCACCUGGCUUUUGCUGACCUCUGCAUUGGCGUUUACCUUCUUAUAAUAGCUACAGUAGACCUGAGGACUCGUGGUCACUACAGCCAGAAUGCCAUUGAGUGGCAAACCGGGCCGGGCUGUAGUGCUGCAGGAUUCUUGUCUGUGUUUGGUGGUGAGCUGUCAGUCUACACGCUUUCCACCAUCACCUUGGAGCGGUGGCACACCAUCACCAAUGCUCUACAUGUAGAGCGUCAUCUUGUCCUGACGCAGGCUGCAGGUAUAAUGGCAGCUGGUUGGUUACUCUGUCUAGGUAUGGGGAUGCUGCCACUGGUUGGUGUUAGCAGCUACACUAAAGUCAGCAUGUGCUUACCCAUGGACAUAGAGACUCCUCUAGCUCAGGCCUUCAUCAUCAUCAUUCUACUCCUCAAUGUGGGGGCCUUCAUUAUUGUGUGUGUCUGUUAUGUGCUUAUUUACCUGGCUGUGAAGAACCCAGAGUUCCCGGAAAGAAGCGCAGACACCAGGAUAGCAAAACGCAUGGCUGUCCUCAUCUUCACCGACUUCCUCUGCAUGGCGCCCAUCUCCUUUUUCGCUAUUUCUGCCGCCUUUAAGGUUCCUCUCAUCACAGUCACAAACUCCAAGAUUCUGUUGGUCCUCUUCUUCCCCAUCAAUUCCUGCGCCAACCCCUUCCUCUAUGCUAUUUUUACCAAGGCCUUCAGAAAAGAUGCCUAUCAACUCAUGAACGUCAUUGGAUGCCAUAAAAGCAAGGCCGACGUUUAUCGUUGGCAUUGCUGCUCAGAAAAUGCAAUAAAAAGCAACCUGAGAUCCAAUAAUAAAGGAUCCCAGAUUGGAGUAAACCUAGCUCCCAAAUCACAUCAGGAACUUCAACCUAAAGAUGAGCAGGAGAUAACCUGA